Molecule: messenger RNA, 1434 nt
Organism: Emiliania huxleyi CCMP1516
Lineage: Eukaryota; Haptophyta; Isochrysidales; Noelaerhabdaceae
Exons: 4
Coding region: 5-1318 (437 amino acids)
Molecular function (GO): catalytic activity
Source: RefSeq, a predicted model, not a curated record
CCCGAUGCGGUCGCUCGCUGCGCUGAUCCUUUGCCUGCCAGCCGGCAACGCCGUCUCGAGCACGGCGCUGCGUGCGGCGGCGCGGCCGGCGCUGGUGCCGUCCGCCUCACCGAGGGUCUCAGGCGCGAUGACGGCGGCGACGGCGACCGCGAGGCCAAAGUUCAUGCCCUCGCCGCAGGCGGUCGCCGAGCUUACGGAGAGUGCGACGAAGGACAUGCUCGACCGCGUCGAGGCGAUGCCGCUCGAUCUGCCGUCGUACGGUAUCGUCGAGGCGUCGUUCGUGCGCACGGGCGUUGCUCCGUCAGAGGGGACGCCGCCGGUGGUGCUUCUGCACGGCUUCGACAGCAGCUGUCUCGAGUUUCGCCGCACGCUGCCGAAGCUUGAGGCGCUCGGCGUGGAAGCGUACGCGCUCGACCUGCUCGGCUGGGGCUUUGGCGACACGGGCGGCGGCGACGUGAGCGUCGAGGCGAAGCGGGCGGCGCUGCUCGAGUUCCGACGCCAGGUGCUCGGAGACAGGCAGAUGACGCUGCUGGGAGUGUCGCUCGGCGCGGCGGUGGUCAUUGACUUCAACGCCGUCCACAGCGACGCGGUCGCGUCCGCCAUCCUCGUUGACCCGCAGGGCUUCAUCGACGGCGCGCCGCCCGUGCCCGAGCCGUUCGCGCGCGGUGGCAUCCGCGUGCUAGGCUCUUGGCCGCUCCGCUCGCUCGCCAACCAGCUGGCGUACGCCGACACGGACGCAUUCGCCACCGACGACGCGAUCCGGGUCGGGCUGCUCCACUGCGCGAGGCCCUCGUGGGAGGACGACUCCGUGUCCUGGCUGCUCGGGGGCGGCUACUCCGUCUCGUCGCUCGUGCCGCGGCUCGCGCCCAAGCCGACUGCAAUCCUCUGGGGACGGCAGGACGAGAUCCUGCCGCCGGCCGAGUUCGCGCCCAAGUUCGUCGCGGCGCUGCCCGGCGCUGCGUUCCGCUGGGUCGAAGAGUGCGGGCACUCGCCGCACCUCGAGCAGCCGGAUGCGCUCGCGGCCGCCGUGCGGGCCUUCCUCGACUCUGGGCCCGACGCCGUGGCCGGCGAUGACGAUGUCUCCGAGAUCGUUCGCCUCGCCAACCGCGGCGCGCUCGAGAAGCUCGCCGACGGCGUCAAGGAGCUCGACGCAUUCCUCGACACGCCAAUCCUCGACCCCAACGAGCGGGGCGGGCCCCUCGAGCCGCUCAAGGCUUUCGUGCGGAGCGAGCCGGAGACGGCGCAGGUUGCGGCCUCGGUGCUCGCCCUGACCUUCUUCUUCGUGCUCGCGCGCGGCCUGGUGGCCGUGCUUGGCUGAGAGGCGCGGCGAUAAUGAAUGAACGACGCAGCCGCGUGCCUCCCACCUCCCUUUCUGCAUUCCCAAAUGGGAAAAGCUAAAGCCUAGUUUACCGCUAAAAAAAUUUGGUAAAAAAA